Osmia lignaria (orchard mason bee) is the source of this 2814-nucleotide messenger RNA. It is a transcript of the gene Sas-6, whose product is annotated as Spindle assembly abnormal 6. The record is from RefSeq and is a predicted model, not a curated record. Gene Ontology annotation, cellular component: centrosome; centriole. Gene Ontology annotation, biological process: centriole replication. Lineage: Eukaryota; Metazoa; Arthropoda; Insecta; Hymenoptera; Megachilidae.
AAAUAAUGACCUUCUAUUUCAAAACUGUCGCGUUCGCAAGGAUUUGGAAAGCUUUUUUACACGAACAUAAAUUACCACUGACAAGCAAUGACGCGCAGUGUGGGAUUUCUAGCGCAUGCGUAGUAAGAAAGUACGUAUGUACCAGGUCCAUCGCAAUGACAUAGCUAUGUUCUUUAAAUACGAAGGUAUCAUUGGGCCCCAGAAAUUUUAAGGAGAGGAGAAAGCUUUAAUUCAAUGAAAUAGAAUACCAUAUAAACAAUGUUAAUAAAAUGUAUUGUUAUUUUGUACGUGUGCAGCCGAUUUAUUAUACGAAUAUCAAGAAAGCGCAGAAAAUACGCGAGGCAUUUUCAGGCGUGUGAUGUAUACAGCCGUGGCAUCACGCGAUGUCUCUAGCUAUAAUGUCACUUACGCAUGCGCAAGCAGCUUCGCGUCGUUAGUGAAAAGAAAUCCUACGACUACGUGUCGCUGGAAAGCAGUAGCUGAUAUUAUAUGACAAUGAAACAGAACUAACAGAUGACUGCUAAACGUGCAGCCAAACGAUGAAUUAUUUAAAUAAUUCAACAAGCAGUGGAGUGACUGGUGAUUCUGGCCUUCAAUUGAACAAUGUUGAAGUGUUAUAUUCAAAAGUGCAAAGAGUUUACCUUAAACCACAGCAUAAAGAAGAACGUCAACGCGAGCUUAGGGUUAAUGUGGAAAUACAUGCAGGUCUCAGCCCAGUGUGUCGCAAGAGUUUAUGUGUCUUAUUAGCAGAUGACGAUGAUCCCUGUUUUCUUUACUCAUUGUUUAUCUCAGAAGAUGAUUUUAAAGUUUUAAAAUCUCAACAGGGAUUAUUGGUAGAUUUUGAUAACUUUGCAACUCAAUUAAUACAUCUAUUAGAACAAUGUCAAAUAUUACCAUCAAACUUAUCAAAAACACCACCAAAGUUUUUGUUAUUAUUAGCUGAAGAAAGCGGAGAAUGGAUAUUUAAACUAGUUGAAACAAAUAAUUUUAAGCACUUGUGUCAUUUAAGUUUAAAUAUAUCACCAGCAUGUGAUUCUGAUUUAAAAACUCAUAUGGCCAUGAAAAUUAAACAUCUGAAAGAAAAUAUUCAACAACAGAAUAGAGUGGCAGUUACAUUGGAAACAAGAUUAAAUGAAUUAUCAAAUCAAGUAGAAACAAAAACAAGAGAAUUAGAACAGUUAGAACAAAAGUAUAGAACAGAAAAGAACCAAAUACAAAUAUCUUCUUCUGAACAAAUAAGUUUAGAGAAAGACAGAUUCUCUAAGGCUCAAUUAGAGUGGCAAUGUCAAAGUGAAAAAGAAAAAUUAGAAAUAGAACGUAGACAUACAGAAAUGGUAAAACAGCUUCAUACUGAACUUGCAGAAUUACGUACGCAAAAUUUAACAUACAAAGAUAAGCUAUCUCUUCUUGAAGCAACAAAUAUAGAACAAAUUAGACAAUUACAAAAUCUUGAGAAAGAACUUAAUGUUGCUCAAAGAGAUUUAAAUUUAUUGAAGAAACAAAAUUCUAAAUUGGAUACAGAUUAUCAUGAAAAAGAUAAAACGGUAAAUAGUUUAAAGACUAAAGUUGCUGUACUGGAGCAAGAACUAAAAGAUAAAGGUAUACUUAUUAGUAAACAUACGGAAAUGUUAAAAACAGCAAAAGAACAAAAACAACAUCUUGAAGAUCUUUUGGCUGAAAAAGAUGGUCAGUUGCAACGUAAACAAAAUUCUUUGAGAAAUUUAAGUGAUGAGCUGGUUAAGGCUAAUGAAAUAUUAACGAAGCUACAAAACGAACUUGCUUCAACUAAAUCAAAAUUAAAAUUAAGAACUAGUAUAGCUCUUGAACAAGAAAGGUUGUUAGACACUAAACAAAAAGAAGUUGGUCAAUUAGAAAGUAAAAUGGAAAGUUUAAUAAAAGAAACGAAAGAUGUAAAAACUGAAGCCGAGAAUUUGAAAGAACAGCUUAAAAUGCAACAAAAUCAAUUGGAAGAGAAAGAAAAGAUAAUAAAAAAUAAUGACAAUGUAAUUAGUUGGUUGAAUCGACGAUUAGCAGACAAUCAAUCUCCGUUACAAAGUGUAAAUGCGGCAGCAGUGACCGUACCUUCUUCAAUUCAGUUAACAUUACCUAGAACGAAUAAGUUAAUCUCUACUAAGUAUGAAACACGUACACCAGUGCCUAGUACAGUGCAACCAAAUACAUUUUCUGGACUCAGGAAUCCAGUUGUACAAAAUCCAAACAUUAAUCAAACUACACGAAUGGCAGCAAGAUCAAUGGGUGUUGGUAUUACGGAUAGCACGGUAGGUGUAUCAACAUUUAAUAAAACCGGUCAAAUCUCGAGUACCAGUACACCUUUGGAACGUAUUAAUUCAUUAAAUAAGUUACCUGGAAAUGUUGGAGGGUCAUCCUCGAUGCCUGCUAUCGUAGAAAACAAUAAUCAAGCUGUACCAUCAAAUGGUACAAAAACUAAAAGUACAAGUGCUACGCUACAGGGUGGAUUAAGAAGGGGAGGUUUGUCUGACAAACCAAUUUUGCCAUCUGCAUAUUUUCCCAAAACUUUACAUUGAUCAAAUAUGUGAGUAUAAUUGCCAGUAUAUAGUAUACAAAUAUCAAAGUUGUUAUAAACGGACAUUAGAUAAGUGAAUAAUAUUUGAAGUUUCAUGCUGAAAUACAGUACAAAAUAUACACAGAGGAUAGUAAUAUUAGAAAGAAUUCUAGAUAUUAUAACUUAGACAUUUUUUUGUUUAAGUUUAUAUACAUACUUUCCUAUAUUUGAAUUUUGAGUAUUACAAAUACGUUUAAAAGCAUUAUCAUAUCUCAUGAAAGUAUAUUAAU